AUUUAAUGAUAAUUCAUAUUACCUGUAAACAUUUGAAAUUUUAACUAGCGCUACCUAAAGUUCAGAAGCAGAAACGUUUUCAAAAAAGUAAUAACCUCACGCGAUUUGCUUUUGGCGCGAAAUAGUUUGUUCAAGAGAUUAAGUUACUGCACUACAAUGGACACUAGCCGAUACAGAAGAAAGCAAGUUAAACCCGAAUAUGAAAGUGAUACGGUCGUUUAUCCGCACAAUCUUUCCAUGUACACAACACCACCUUCACAAACAAUUCAAUUAUCAGAGUUUGAAGAUAUGGCGAUUGAUCGUUUACGACUUUUGCGUAUCAUAGAGUACGCUUCUAUAAUUGGUAACAAAGUAUUCUCACCUGAAUGGAAAAAUUGCAUAAUGCAAGAACUAAAGAAACAGAACCUAAAUAAGUAUGUGCGAAUGCUUAAAUGUGAUUCACAUGUGAAACCAGGAGAUAUUCAAAUUCGUCGUGAAGAUCACAUUUCUCAUCACAUUCUCAGAUUAGCAUACUGUAGAACUGAAGAACUUAGAAGGUGGUUUUUAAAUAAGGAACUUGAGCUCUUUAAAUUGAAAUUAAUGAACACUAGUGAUGAGAGCAUCAAUGAAUUUAUGAAAAUUUAUAACUUGGAGUACACACCAGUCACUGAAGAAGAAAAACAAAACUUCAGGGAUGAAAUCAGUUGUUCAACUAGUGGGCAUUUUGUUUUGGAUGCAACAACUUUUUAUAAAGUACAUUUCUUACAAGUGUUGCCUUUAUUACAGCAGUAUAAAGUUUUUAUCAGAAAUGGAUUUGCAUUUGUUCCUAACUAUGAGAUCAGCACAUGCAUUAUUUCUACUUAUAGAAGUUCUUUAAAUGAAUCAUUAGCUACUGCAUCAAAACGCAUUUCUAACUUGAAUGAUGCAAGGAUCACAUAUUUCCUGCAGAAUAUUCAUCAGGCAUACACAGGAAAGAUGUACGAUCAGAGCAACUCCAAGAAUCAAGGCAAAGUCAACUUGGCAAAUAUCAAUCAAUGCGCACGCGAUCAUUUCCCACUUUGCAUGCGAAACAUUCACGACGCAUUUAGAACUCUACAUCAUUUGAAGUUCCACAGCAGGCUGCAGUAUAUGUUAUUUAUAAAAGGUUUAGGUAUGAUCUACGAUGAUGUUAUGGAAUUGUGGCGCGAGGAGUUCACCAAAAAGAUAGAUCAAGACAAAUUUGAGAAACAAUACGCAUAUUCAAUUAAACACGCCUUUGGAAAAGUUGGUAAGAUGCAAAGUUAUUCGGCAUACAGUUGCGCUAAAAUUAUUAGUGGCAAUGUCGGUCCGGGGGAAACACACGGUUGUCCAUAUAAACACUGGGACGUAACUUCUUUGAAAACCAAAUUGGAAGAAUUGGGCAUAAGUGGAACUGGUAUUAAUGAGAUUUUGGAAGCUAAACAAGGCGGGCAUUACCAAAUUGCAUGCGGGAAGUUUUAUCAGCAUUUUCAUGGGCAAGACAGUCUGAAUCCAGUCAACCAUCCUAAUCAAUAUUUUGAAGACAGCUAUGAACUAAAGUACAAGGGUGCUACUAUAGAUAAAAUGAAUGAGUCUAAGAUGGAUGUCACAAUGACUCAAAGUACUCAAUAUUCACAAAUCUGAUGUUUUUAAUUUUAUAAUUUUAAAAUAAUUUUAAUCCUUCAUUUAUGCAGGUUAACUUAUUUUGUAUUAAAGUGAAUAGUUUCAUCGA
This is a messenger RNA of Dalotia coriaria, 1708 nucleotides long. RefSeq names its product DNA primase subunit 2 (gene Prim2). The record is from RefSeq and is a predicted model, not a curated record. Gene Ontology annotation, cellular component: alpha DNA polymerase:primase complex. The coding region runs from base 157 to 1620 and encodes 487 amino acids. The transcript has 3 exons. NCBI's taxonomy places the organism in Eukaryota, Metazoa, Arthropoda, Insecta, Coleoptera, Staphylinidae. Gene Ontology annotation, biological process: DNA replication, synthesis of primer; DNA replication initiation.